AUGCCUCAAUCAUCUUAUACGGAGGACGAUGUUAUCCAGGCCAUACUAGAUGUCACAGAAAAUGGCCUCUCCCAGAACCAGGCCGCCCAGAAGAACGGCGUGCCUCCGACCACUCUCUCUGACCGAUUAAGAGGCCUACCGUCAAAAUCCGAGGUCACCCAGCCUGCUCAGCUGCUAUCCAAGUUGGAGGAGUCCAUAUUGGUUACCUGGAUACUUCGACAAGAGGCCUUAGGCUAUGCUCCUUCUCACAGUCAAGUUCGCGCCACCGUUGCUGCCCUCUUAAGACAGCAAGGACGGGAAAGGCCUAUCAGUAUACACUGGCUAGCUAGGUUCAUUAAACGCCAUGAAGAUAUCAAGACAAAGAUCAAACCGGAGAACACGGUUAAUAUUAACGAGGGCGGUAUCAUGGCUGGAUUUGGCUUAGAUUCCUUGGUCAUUGGCAGUAGCAAUCCUAGGAGGAAGGCCUUCCUCAAGGGCUCUCAGUCCCGCACUUGGACUACCUUUAUCGAAGCCGUCACCGCAGAUGGUCGUCUUCUGAAGCCGGGGAUUAUCUUCAAAGAUGGCCAUGGAAGCCAUGUAUCUGAUGAGUGGAUGGCUACGUGCUUUUUGAACAACGUAUAUUGCUGUUACCUGCCUGCACACUGCUCUCAUGGGCUGCAGCCGCUGGAUAAUGGCGUCUUCAAUGUAUCCAAGGCUGCCUACCGAAAAGAACUGCAGAAACUUGCCAGCCUGACCGAUUCUGCGCCGGUAGACAAGGUCAACUUUAUCAAGGCCUAUGCCAAGGCCAGGGAAGUGGGUAUGACGAAGAAAAAUAUACUCUCAGGCUGGAGAGUGACUGGAAACUGGCCGAUUUCACGGCGGAAAGCGCUCAUACAUCCUGAGAUUCAGCCGGACAAGAAGGAAGCGACGCCCGGGUCGGACGGCCACCGAGACAGGCAAGUCGACUCUGAUAAUACGCCAAAGACCAGCCGCCACAUCCGAGAUAUGGGGAAGAACAAGAGCCCGUCAACAAGAAGGCGCUAUUCUGUGAUAUCGAAAGGGUUUGAAGCUCAAGAGUCAAAGAUCGCCUCUCUGAGCACCAGAAUAGCCAGUCUGGAGGAGGAAGUUGGCCGGUUGAGCAGAGGCAAGAAGAGGAAGGCGAUACCGAAUCCCAAUAAAAGAUUCAUGACAUUGGCAGAAGCUCUGGUAACUGGUGAGACUAUUUCCAAGGCAAACAAAGCAAUUGAAGAGGCUGAUGCUGUUGAGGAUGUGAUCGAGGUGGGAAGGAUGGAAGAAGUUGAGAGUUCAAAUUCGGAGGAGGAAGAAUUAGGUGUGAAAGCCUGCCAGUCCCUCCUGGAACGGUUCCUUCAACAACGUGAGCCACCGGAAUGGGAUGUCCAGUCUGUAGAUGAAGAUGAAGCUGAGGACACGGAGGAAACAGUGGAAGAAGACAGCUCUUCUUCAGAAGAGUAUGAUGACGAUGACUUGGGAGAUGUUGGCCUGAAUGAUUUGGGGUUCAAGGUUCCGAUCAACUACACCAACUACACUUUUCGACCCAGAGUAGUGUAAUUGUAAAUUAUGUAAGCAACUGUCCGGUGUAGUGGGUGUAGUGUGCUACACCAGCGCCUUUGGUGGAUGUAGUUGACGGUUGGUUUGUCGUACACUUUGCUCACGUGACUUGCGCUCUUGAUCAUGGAUGGUACUUGCCCAGCCUACUACCCCUCACUCUCUCCCUCGUCGCCCUGAGCCCUCAGCCAUGCCGUUGCUUGUUCUGCUAACUCGCCAUCACUCAUCCCAAGACCCUCAUAAAUCUGCUCUUCCUCGCGCCACGAGAUCAACAUCGGAUCCAGUUCCUUGACGAUCCCAGCCCUAUACCAUGACCGCGAUACCUAACAGAUGGAGAUAAUUUGGGCAUCUAGAAGGCUUCGCGACGGCACCGCCAUUCUUCCGGCAGCUGAAAAGAGCCUCUCGCACUCUGCAGACAUUGGCUGAAUGGUCAAAAAGUCCAACGCCAUCCGCGAAAGUCGAGGGUAUUUCAACCUCCUUUCAUGCCAGUACGUAAUAGGAUCGCGAACUCUCCUAUCACUCGCUUCGCGGCUACCUUGCCAUGUCUCGUAUUCAUCACCUUUGACUGCUUCAUCGUCUGAAGAGUCGUAUCUUGCCGGCAUAUGACGACUGUUGGCCUCGAAUGGGCUGAAGAACUUGCGUCUUUUUGCUGGACGUUGGUCGUCUGACUCGUCUGCUUGAGAGAGGAUAUCGGAAUUCGCGUACUCGGUCCUCCAAACUCGGUAAACCAUCUCCUUAGCCUUGUCGACCCAUUCUGGAUGGGUGUCCCAAGUGUGCUCGAAAUACGCCCACUUGUAUGCAGGAUGGAGAGCAAGAGCGGCAUAGUAGAUGGGUGUUUCAUCUAGAGCUGAAUAAUACUUUUCAAGCUUGUCCCAGGCGAGAUUAAUCCCGAUCCUGAACUGUUCGGCGUCGGGAAAGCCUGCUGCAAGCAAUUUGUAUUGCUCUAGUUUCGAGAGGAGCUCUUCGAAACCUAGAAUCACAUCCCAUAUGUUACCAUAUGAGCCCAGAAACCCUCGCCUUCUCUUUCUGACUUGUCCGUCACCCUCCAGAGUCCUCACUACAUUCUCAUAAUGCGUCAAUAUCUCCUCCAGGCACCGGAGGGCUUCCCAGUCGCUGUCCGUUAGCUUGUUCUCCUCCUCGCAGAUACGUGGCAGUUUUGCGGACUUCCUGACCUGACCCGUCCUCUUCGACCUAUUCUCAUCUUCCCACUCCUGUUUGUACUUUACCACCAGCAAGAUAAGAUAUGGCCGAAUUUUGAGUGCCCUACGGAUCAUGUACAGUUGGGAAAGCCAGCGGGUAUUAUUGUCUCGCACCACAAUCUCGCAGCAAGUACAUCAAUCUGUUGGACCGAAAGAUGUCAUAGACAAGGUUAUGAAGCUUCCCAACGGGGCCCUUGCUCCUCCAUGAUUCCCAGUCUGCUUCCGGCAGGGCCGACGCGCCGGAGAGUUGCUCUUCGAAAGCGCUUGCGUUCUUGCCAAAGAGCAACGCCUUUGCUGACAAGUUGACCGUGUGACCGAAACAGCGGCCUCGGCGAGACGCACCAGUGAAGCCUAGUUCACGACCAAUGGCCCCCAUCGCUGUAUCAUUAUUCUCUGCGUUGUCAAGCGUGAAAUAUCCUAUUUUCUCGGUAAUCUGGUAGGCUGUCAAGAUAUCAAGGACUUGAGCUGCAAUAUUCGAUCCACUGUGGCGUACGGAAACCUCGGGCACACCCAGCACAAACUUACGGGGCUUAUUGUGCUCAUCCCUGAAGAAGCAAGCGAUUCCGUACAAGGUAUGCCGGUUUCCCGACGUCCAGCCAUCGAAAGAGAUGUGAAUCAGGCCGGGAGAUUGUCGAAGGACGUCGAUAACGGUGUGGCGGUGUCGUUGAUACUCAGUGAUAAUCCUGGUCCUGAGGGUAUCUGCAGAUAAGUGGCCACCACGUAUUGACACUGAUGGACUAAGAUAAUCGAAUAUGGCUCGGAGAUCCUCGUCUUCGACCGUGAGAAAGGAAAGAUUACUCUUAACGAUCCAUUGCAUCACCAUCCGUUGAAAAUGGUCCCUGUCAAAGUUCUUGACGAAGGAGUUCGCCAUGGCCUGCUCCCGCGGCUUUUCCGGAUCGAGCGUCAAGGUAUCAGCUAUUGAGCGGUGCUGCUUCUCGGCGCUUUCCGCUUUCAACUGCGUCGAAGACUUCGUCUUGCCCUCUGGCGCCCGAAUAUGAUGUUCUUUGAACAGAUGUUUGCUGGCAUUUUGAAGACCAGUAUGUGUGAAGUUCUUCGGCUGGGGGACUCGUUGGUGAAUGCAGAGUUUGCAUACCCAUCUUCGCUCAUGAGCCCGCUGGAUAUCAUACCCGUAGUCCCAAGUCCACGAGGAGGUGUCCUUUGCGCGCUCGGAGAAGAGCCAGCCGCGGAAAUGACGAAACAGACGUUCUUCCUGUAGCUGUUGGGCAUCAGCUAGUAACGUUGAUGGUGAAAGAAUUGGUGGAGAGGUCUCAACGACUUUGUCUUCUAAAGGAUCGGUCAUUACGGGAGGUGUGAAUGUGUCAAACAGAUCGAUGAAAAUUUGGACCUGUACGGGAAAUUACCCCAGGAUAUCCUCUAUAACUACUGGGGGCCCGAAAAUAAGUUAGGAAAUACUAAAGUCUGUGUGGCUCUGCCCUCACAAAAGACAGUACCUCCUAACAGGGUGGAUCCAGAUAUCCAAAACUGGAUACCCUGUCCCACUAAAAAUCCACCGCUGCAAAAAUCCACUACACCUAUGUAUGUAUGUAUGUAUAUUU
Fusarium odoratissimum NRRL 54006 is the source of this 4300-nucleotide messenger RNA. RefSeq lists its product as uncharacterized. Gene Ontology annotation, cellular component: nucleus. NCBI's taxonomy places the organism in Eukaryota, Fungi, Ascomycota, Sordariomycetes, Hypocreales, Nectriaceae. The transcript is spliced from 7 exons. The coding region runs from base 1 to 1548 and encodes 515 amino acids. Gene Ontology annotation, molecular function: DNA binding. The record is from RefSeq and is a predicted model, not a curated record.